Choloepus didactylus (southern two-toed sloth) is the source of this 1146-nucleotide messenger RNA. RefSeq names its product ciliary neurotrophic factor (gene CNTF). The record is from RefSeq and is a predicted model, not a curated record. Gene Ontology annotation, cellular component: axon. The coding region runs from base 122 to 724 and encodes 200 amino acids. Gene Ontology annotation, biological process: positive regulation of tyrosine phosphorylation of STAT protein; ciliary neurotrophic factor-mediated signaling pathway; astrocyte activation. Gene Ontology annotation, molecular function: cytokine activity; ciliary neurotrophic factor receptor binding; growth factor activity. The transcript is spliced from 2 exons. Lineage: Eukaryota; Metazoa; Chordata; Mammalia; Pilosa; Megalonychidae.
CAAUCUCAUUAGUACAGAAUGCCCAGUGGAUUUAGUCUGUGAGAGUCACAUUUCUUACUUGGACCAGUGUAGACAGAAGCAAACCCAGCUCACUCGUUUCCUGGGACAGUUGAUUUAGGAGAUGGCGAUCGCAGAACAUUUACCACUGACCCCUCACCUCCGGGACCUCUGCACCCGUUCUAUCUGGCUAGCAAGGAAGAUUCAUUCAGACCUGACUGCUAUUAUGGAAUCAUACGUUAAACAUCAGGACCUGAACAAGAACAUGGACCUGGACUCAGUGGAUGGCGUGCCGAUGGCAAGCACUGAUCGGUGGAAUGAGCUGACCGAGGCAGAGCGACUCCAAGAGAACCUCCAAGCUUAUCGUACCUUCCAUGUUAUGUUGACCAAGCUUUUAGAAGACCAGCGGAUGCAUUUUACCCCCACUGAAGAUGACUUCCAUCAGGCUAUACAUACUCUUCUACUUCAAGUUGCUGCCUUUGCUUUCCAAUUAGAAGAGCUCAUGGUGCUUCUGGAACACAAGAUUCCCGCCAACGAGGCUGACAGGUUGUCUUCUACUGUUGGAGAUAGUGGUCUCUUUGAGAAGAAGCUGUGGGGCCUGAAGGUGCUUCAAGAGCUUUCUCAGUGGUCAGUGAGGUCCAUACAUGAUCUUCGUGUUGUUUCUUCUCGUCAGACUGGGAUCCUGGCACAUGGGAGCCAUUCUUUUGCUAAGGAUCAGAAAAUGUAGCAGUUAUCCCUCUCUCACUGCCUUGCUUUCUUCUCUAAUGGAAUAUACAUAGUUCUCUGGGGCCUCACUUUUGAAACCUUAACUUUGUGAAAACCUUUAGACCACAGGCAUUUUCAUCAAGUAGGGUUGGAGACGGACAUAUGGGCACAUAGGAUUAGUCUGGUUUGUAUGAGUGUGUGUGUGUGUGUGGUGUGUGUUUUGGGGGCACAAGGGAGUGGGGGUAGGGCACCAUCUUUACACCACAGUGCUUUAACCUCUUCUACUCACAGAAGGAAUGUAUUUUUAACCGUAGUUCUGGAUGACUCUUCUGAGAGAAGCCUGAGUCAGUGAAUUAAAAAUCAUGGACUCUAGACAAUUCAAACUCCUGGAUAAUAAAAAUAAUAGUAGCCAACAUUUGUUGAGUACUAUAUUGGGGCACACUA